Messenger RNA from Protopterus annectens (West African lungfish), 5660 nucleotides. It is a transcript of the gene AMER1, whose product is annotated as APC membrane recruitment protein 1. The coding region runs from base 698 to 4129 and encodes 1143 amino acids. The record is from RefSeq and is a predicted model, not a curated record. NCBI's taxonomy places the organism in Eukaryota, Metazoa, Chordata, Ceratodontiformes, Protopteridae. Gene Ontology annotation, cellular component: plasma membrane. Gene Ontology annotation, molecular function: beta-catenin binding; phosphatidylinositol-4,5-bisphosphate binding. Gene Ontology annotation, biological process: regulation of canonical Wnt signaling pathway. The transcript has 4 exons.
UUUAGUUGUUUGGGAAAAGAGAGCUACAGUAGUGUGGUAACUGCAUAGAAACGAAGGGUUUAUUAUGUGUUUGCAUAACGUGUCCGUAUAGGGAUUAACCACCAAUGGCUGUUGGGCCAAAUACUCCAGGUAUAUGAGUGUCAUGAUGGGAUGUUGAAUAAAGCAGGCAGAAUCGUAUCUCUCCAUCUCCUGUCCUCAAGGUAUGAAUGAGCCUGAUAGUAACGGAGGCCUGCUGCAGAAUUCUUCCUCAGCAACAGCACACUGCCGUAUAUGACGCCUGUAAAGGACACGUGUGUAGGAAUCUGUCUACACUGUCUUUGAUUUCGUAUGUCCGUAGACGUGGGAUAUAUCCAGAAAUAGAUUUACUGAGAGCUCUAAGUUUCCCCUUCCAUAUGUUGGAUGAGAAGACUCUUGUGUUUUGGCACAUCCAUACACCCCCUUUUUACUAGCACAUCCUGUAGUGCUAAGGAUGGAUGUACGGCAUGUGAGGAAGGAGCAUGAAGCUUUGUAAACUGGCUGGACAUGUGGUAUCCUUGGCAGGAUUAAUACUAUAUUGUAAUGGCUGUUGCAGCAGUGAUCUAUUCAAGCAUCUAUUGGCAUGGGCAAUCGUGACGCAUCUGUCUGCUUUUGCCAUUGCGUCGUGCGUGCUGGUUACAUGCUAAUUUGCAGAUGAGAACACCAGACAUUAAGUGUUGUCAUGGAAGCUGAUAGAAACAUUGAAGGUGCUAUUAAAACGGAACAUUUUUCUGAUGUCUGUGGAGAGUCUACCAGAAGCCAGAGUGAGGGAAGUGACUUAACAAUUGAGUUUCUAGACAUUGGUAACCCUGCUACCGAUCUGCAGCCCCCUGCAAAGAUGAAAAAGACUUUUAAACUGUUUAAUAUGAAAAGAGGCAUAUUGCCUAACUUUUUUUCCAAAAAAGACAAUGGGAAAGCACUGUGUAAAAAAGUUAUCAGUAAAAGUAAGACACACGAUGGCAUAAUUGAAGUAGAGCACUGUGAUGGUAAAAGGGGAUCAAUCCAAAAUGGCUCCGAUGCGGAGAAGGACAUAUAUCAUCAGAGGUCUUUUCAUGAUAAAACAGUUUCAAGCUCUCAAAGUGCUCAUUGUGAUAUUAACACCAACUCAAAGCUGAACUUUCACAAAGUAUCAUCCCUAGAAUGCAUUCAUAAAAACUUAAAUGCAGGCAAGUCAUCUGCCUCACCAAGACCAAAGAAAGGUCUAAGAGGUCUGCUCAGUAGCAUCAGGCGGCACAAGAAGAAGGCUGUUGUACAAAGAGAUAGCUGCGAUUUCAGCAACAUAAAGGAUAUUUCCAUUGGAGAUGUAAAUCAGGAGCAUGCAAACAAGCAGCAUGAGAGUGAUCCUAAGUUAGGAAAGAAAUUGCUUAGUGACAGCGAAAGUGAGCUUGCCCAGACAAUGCUCCCAAAUUCUUCAGGUGACAAAGACAAUAAAACAAUUCCUUUAGAGUCUGCUUCAGAUGAAAAGACACUAGCAGCUGAUUUUAGUACAAGUGCAUGCAGAGAAACUGUGCUGGCCAAAGAACCAAAGGACAUAUACAAAGAGAAUUCUUUAAGUGUGAAAACAGAUGGAGCUGUUCUUUAUAGAAAUUCUCAGUUUAGCAGUUUACCAGAUAUUAUAAAUAGUGGUUAUGUGGAGAGUGACGCACCUUCACUGCAUUCAUACGAUCAGGUUAGUGUUCUAUUUGAUGUCACCUCUCUUAAAAGUUUUGAUUCUUUGACUGGAUGCGGUGAUGAUAUCGCUGACCAGGAUGAUGAUAGUAUCGGUGAUAGUACAGUAUCAGCUGAGAGAAGUAAAAAUGCUGCAAAAAGAAGCUCUUGCCUUGUUACUUACCAAGGUGGAGGGGAAGAAAUGGCCACUCCAGAUGAAGUAGAUGAGGAAUAUCUACAAGACCUGUGGGAAAAUACAGGAACUGUGGCUGAAUGCUAUGAAACUGAAAGGUUGCAGUCAAGAAUGGAACACCCAGAACCCAAUCAUUCUUCAGAUCAGCAUGUUUCUGAAAUGCGUGCAAAUAUUUCUCACCCUGGUCUGACAAGGGCGACUGUUGAAAAUACAGACCUGCUAACACCACAGAGUGAUCAGCAGGAGUCUGCACCAAACAGUGAUGAGGGCUACUAUGAUUCUAACACGCCAGGAACCUUGGAUGAAGGUGGAGAUGGCUUUAACCAAAACAAAAAGGAUCGUCUUCCUCGGGACAGUUACAGUGGUGAUGCACUUUAUGAGCUGUAUGAUCCUGAUGACAGUCCAAUGAACCCCCCCUUUGAUGACUCUCUUGACACUAAAAUUCCUUGUUUAAACACUGCUGAAACAUUUUUUAGUUUAAGUGAAAAGGCUGAUAAUUUCUCUCAUUUUUUUAGCCAAAAGUUAGGAGUUAUGGAAACAGAGGAAGAAAGACUGGCUGUUAUUCAACAACAGUUGCUGUGCUGGGAGUUAAAAAGAAUGAAUGUAUCAACCUCAAAAGCACUGGAUCUUCUAGACAAAGCAAAACGUGCCAUUGAGAAACAGACCUUUGAAUGUAACAGUAGAGCUGACGUUACGAAUGUGUUAGAAAAAAUGCAGCAAAACUGCUUUGCUGGUGAGCAGGCUAUAUUGCAGCCUUCAAACCUAACUGUUAUAGGAAAUAAUGGUGUUUGCUCCAGGACUGACAAACAGAACUCAUUGAACCCAUGUAGGAAAAAUAAGUCUGAGGGAAGUGAGGGUCAAGUGAUUUGUGCGAGUUAUAGUUCUGAAAAACUAUGCAAGGGUACUUCAUGUGAUUCCGAUUUAGUAAAAACGGAGCUGGAGCAAAAAAACAAGCUUUCUUCACAACAGACAAAUCAUUUUGAGCUCCUAAAAAUGUCUAAUAAUGGAAACACUGCCAUCGUUAAUGAUCAAAAAAGAUUAGAUGAUUUUUCCACUGAAAAAGAAAAAUUUAGCAGGGAAUAUGAACAAGCUGUUAAUUUUUCCCAAGCUUUAGUAGAAUUUACGAGUAAUGGUACCAGUUUUCCCAAUAUUUCAGAAAGCCUCGAUUGUUCAGAUUCUGGUUCAUUUACUCAGAGUCUACCUUCUCUCCCAGUCAUGGUAACAUUUGAUGUUGUUGAUGUAGAAAAUGAAGGAGGCUGUGAUCAACAGAUUGAAAUGAGUACAGCAGAUGAAAUUGAAGCAUCUUUUGAGGCAUUUGAUGACAGCUGUGUACAAAAAGAGUCAUUUGCAGAAUAUGACGACAGAAUGUUUCAUGCACAUGCUUACAACAGCUUUAGUAACAGUUGGGGUGUUGCUAGUCUUCCUCGCCAUCUCAGCCUUUAUAGAACGACACCAUCAAUACCCAUGCCACUGUCUCUUAAUAGAAGAAGUAGGUCACUUGAUACUGACAGUUUGGAAUCUGAGCUGUCUAAUGUGCCUCUGCCAAAAGGGCGCAUUCCAUCUCUUGAACUACAUAAGGCUGACUGGGGAGGUAAAAAGGUUUCAAAAGGGUGCCCACUUGCUGACUACAAGUGCAAUAAUCAAUCUUUUUAUUCAGAGAUGAAAGAUACAACAGGCAUUAAACCAUAUACGCCAUCACAGCAGGAUCCGUGCAGCAUACCAGGAGAUGGGAAGAGGCAGAAAAUAAGCACAAAUUGCAGUGUCGUGAAAGACAGAUGGCAGCACCUUGAAGCUGAGGAAAUAAAUCCGCCAUUUGUUCCUGUAGAACAGUGGCAUUCAAAGCAUUCUUGUUCUAGAGGGUCUAGGAGAACUGAACACUAUAAUGCAGUGCCUAGUAAUGUCAGACAGGUCGAAAGGCCAUCUCAUUUACCCUUACCAACAGACUUUCGGUCUCAGAAGGGAGCAAGCACACACAGGAGCAGUCGAGAGAGUACAUACAAAAAGCAGACUUUUGGACCUGCAGUGGAAGAAAAAUGUGGAACCAGGUUUCCACCUAGACCUGCUAAUGACCUUUGCUUGGACAAACCCCCAAAAUGUAAACCUGUAGGGGUCACUCAAGGAGUGCCUCAGUUGCAUUCAAGUAGUACUGAGAACUUAAAACUCAAUCAUUCUUCUGACCAAUAUAGUAGUGUCAGGAGUGCAUGUAAAGGAAAAGGUGAACAUGCGGUAACUCUGCAGGCUGGUUGUAUUAAACACUGUAAAGUAGAACUUUAAAAACUGCCUUAACGAUUCCAUAAAAAGCAGUUUUUUUUUCUGUAUUUGAGUCAGGGUAAAAUCGAAGUUACAUUUGCAGUAUAUAACAGGUGCAGGUUUACACCAUGAUGUGUAUCCUCAUUAUGUAUUCUGCAUUAUACUUUAUUUUUGCCUUGUGUAUCUCUUUCCACUUAGUGGAGGGGUGUCGGGGAAAUAAGAUUAGCUUAAGUAAUAUGACCCUGGAGGCUGCUCCUGUUGCUACCUCUCUUAAAAACUAUAAAUACAUUCAACAAAAUGUAGUAAAGGAUUUAAAAUCAUUUAUAUUUUGCUUUUUGAAACACUUACCAAACGUGGAUUGUACUUGAGAAAAACAUUUUUUACACUAAGCACAGUGAGUGACCACCCUGCUGAAUCGGGGUGAAUCUCUUGCAUAUGCAUUGUCAGCAUUGUUCAUGCAGUAUCCUUGUAUAAUAUGUAAUGAUAUUGCGUUCAAAAGUGGCAUAGGUCAGUCUUGAUUUGCUGAAGACGUAUAGUGCCAUGUAUUUGUCAUGUUGCACAGCUGAUAUUGUAAAUGUGUUUGUGCGCUCUUUUUUUGUAUAUGCUGUGAACAAUUUUAUAAGCUAUGUAGCCCUUCCCAGGGCAUUGAUGUUUUGGUUGGGGAGUAGAAUGCAUCACCCUUUGUAUUACUUGCUUUCCUAAAAACUGUCUUUGUCUUUAUUUUUACGUGUGGUAUUUUGAUACACGUGAAGGUAAUCCUGAAACAACAUAUUUUGUGCUAUUUUUUUUUCUUAGUUUGGUAUGACCGAAUGAUAAACUUUACCCCCUCCCCCCACACACACACAUAUAUGCAGUUGUAAAUAAUUAAGACCAGUGCUUAUGUCACUUGUAUGCCUUCUUGCUUCAUCAGCCUUAAUAAAUACUCUGCAGGUGCAGCUGUGUAGUGGAAAAUGAGGAAAGCUUCUUAAAGUAUAUCAUCCCUGCAAGAAAACCAUUGGAGUAGUAGUAGUAGUAGUUGUCCUCUGGAAAGCAUAACUGUUCGUCAUAUACUGCAGUCUGUUAGCAGGUUUGUGCUAAGAAAAGACCCAUGUUUUUCUGGAUUACGUUUUUGGCAUUCAGUCUUUAUGCUUUUAUUUUGUUGACCAGAUGAGACCCAGGGAGAGACCUUUUAGAGAAAGCUUUUGCUGAGGCUUAAACUUGAAUUUGCUAAGUUAUUUUUAAAUGGUAGUCCUUUACCACAAGGGCUCCAGAUUGUUGGUAUUCAAAUUUAAAACAUUUUAGCGAUUUUUAUGUCUAUUGCAGCAACUGAAACUUCACUUGCAUUAUGAAUUGAAAUUAAAAGAAAAUUUACUUUGCAGACUCGUCCAGCUGCCUGUGUCCAUUCUCUUUUGCCAUUGACUGCCCUUCUGUAACUAUUUCACUUGAGCAGAUGUAUCAGACUUUCCCCUUGGAGUGAUUGUUUUGUUUUCCUUCUCCAUUAGUUUCUUUGUAUAAGUUAAUGUAUUUGUGAAUUGAGCAUGAUUACUACUAAGUGCAUAAACAUUUUCAAAAGUAA